GGCAGGGAAAACACCGAGGAACUUUACAGCUGAAUGAACAACACAAAUGUUUUCAGUGGAGAAGUUUAGAGAUGUCAACAAGCGGCCAACUGUUGCAGCUUAGGAAAUCUGUGACGAUGCUACAAGAGCUGCCGACGAGGACGAGGCAGAGAUCAACCGUCAGCGCAGAAUGCUGGGUAUCCUUCUGAAACCUCACAUCUUACACAGAAUAGAUGUCCCACAGCAACAUGUGUGUAAGGAGGAGGAGGCUGAGCAGCAGCUCUGUCACCAGGAGAGGAAGUCCAGUCUGGACCAGGAGGAACCAGAGCCUCCACAGAUUAAAGAGGAGCAGGAGGAAGAGCAGCUCAAACAGGAGGAGACUGACAUGUUGUUAAUGACUCCUACUAAGGAGGAAAGUGAGAACAGAGAAGCAGGUAGCCAACAUGAACACCAGAUCCUUUCUCACAGCUCUCAUGUUGAUGAGAAUCAAAAUUCCAACAAGCAGAAAGACUCAGAGAUAACUGUAAAAUCAAAACAAAGACAAAAGAGAGACAGAGAACACACAGGUGAGAAGCCUUACUCCUGCAGCAUCUGUGGAAGAAGAUUCAGUCAGAAAUCACAUUUGAGUCAGCACAUUCUAAUUCACACAGGUAGAAAGCUGUACCCCUGUGGUGACUGUGAGAAAUCAUUCACAAAUAAAUCUAAGUUUGACCAGCACUUAAAAAUCCAUACAGGUAAAAAACCACAUACCUGCACAAUGUGCAACAAAUCUUUUAGACUAAAAGAUCAUUUGACUGACCACAUGAGAAGAAAGACAGGUGAGAAGUCUUACUCCUGCAGCACCUGUGGAAGAAGAUUCUACACAAAAUCGCUUAUGAAUAAGCACAUUCGCACUCACACAGGUACAAAGCCGUACACCUGUGGUACCUGUGAGAAAUCGUUCAUAAAUAGAUUUAAUUUGGAACACUACAUAAAGAUCCAUACAGGUGAAAAACCACACACCUGCACAAUGUGCAACAAAUCUUUCAGGUGUAAAAAUAAUUUGACAGUCCACAUGAGAACACACACAAGUGAGAAGCCUUUCUCCUGCAGCACCUGUGGAAAAAAAUUCAGGGAGAAAUCACAUUUGAAUCAGCACAUUCGUACUCACACUGGUAUAAAGCCGUACACCUGUGGUACCUGUGGAAGAUCAUUUACCAAGAAAUGUUUUCUGAACAACCACCUGAAUAUCCAUUCAGACAAUAAUGGUUAACCUUAAUUAACAUGUAGCAGGUCUCCCAGAAUUGUUGCUGACUUGAUGGUUGAUGGUUGAUGGUUGAGAAGAACCGACACUGCUGAGAAGCUUUAGCUUUGAUAUUUGAGAUCUGCUAGAAAAGAGACUUUGCCUAGUUUUUCAUUUCUCAUGUAAGAGCUGUUGUGUUUGUUUGGUUAUUUUUCUAGUUUUAAAGACACU
Cheilinus undulatus (humphead wrasse) is the source of this 1432-nucleotide messenger RNA. RefSeq names its product gastrula zinc finger protein XlCGF17.1-like. The record is from RefSeq and is a predicted model, not a curated record. NCBI's taxonomy places the organism in Eukaryota, Metazoa, Chordata, Actinopteri, Labriformes, Labridae. The transcript is spliced from 2 exons. Bases 170 to 1231 code for a protein of 353 amino acids.